CCACCUUCUCAGGCGUUUCGUAACCGAGUAAACUGAGAGUUGGGAACAGCCCUCUAUUAAGUAGCCCGCGUUGCGGAGCCUCUUCCCACUCGACGAAGGCGAGCCUUCCCAGAGGCGUCCGCUCGCCGGCAGCUGCGGUCCCGGGCCGUCUCCGCCUGCCCUGCCGCGCCUGCCGCUCGGCCUGGGAUCCUCAACCGCCUCCUCCUCCCCGGUGGCUCUGCCGCUGCCACCUCCCGGCAGCCGCCAGGUGCGCCUGGAGAGCAGCACCAAUUGCCGCGCGGGCGGAGGUCACACCGAGCGCCAGCUUCUACGACGCCGGGAAACCGCUGUAGCCGCUGCUGCCUCGGUCACCACCGCCUCAGAUCCCUUCAUGUGGUUGUGAGUCCCGAGGCCGAGCAUGCGGACCAGGCUUCCCCCAGCGCUCGCCGCCCUGGGCGCGGCCCUGCUCCUGUCUUCCAUUGAGGCAGAAGUUGACCCACCUUCAGACUUGAAUUUUAAAAUUAUAGAUGAAAAUACUGUUCAUAUGUCAUGGGCAAGACCGGCUGAUCCAAUUGUGGGUUACAGAAUAACAGUGGACCCUACAACGGAUGGGCCUACUAAAGAAUUUACCCUUGCACCUAGUACCACUGAAACCUUAUUAUCAGAGCUUAUACCUGAAGUUGAAUAUGUGGUGACAAUCACUUCAUAUGAUGAAGUGGAAGAAAGUGUACCAGUUAUAGGCCAGCUAACAAUUCAAACAGGUGACUCGAAGAAGAAGCCAGGAGAGAAGAAACCUGGAAAAACCGAGAUUCAAAAAUGCUCUGUCAGCGCCUGGACUGAUUUAGUGUUUCUUGUGGAUGGCUCAUGGAGUGUGGGAAGAAAUAAUUUCAAGUACAUUUUAGACUUCAUUGCUGCUCUUGUGUCUGCCUUUGACAUUGGGGAGGAGAAGACUAGGGUUGGAGUGGUUCAGUACAGCUCUGAUACUAGGACGGAGUUUAACCUAAAUCAGUUCUACCAGAGGGAUGAGCUGCUUGCUGCGAUUAAAAAAAUCCCCUACAAAGGUGGCAACACAAUGACAGGGGAUGCCAUUGAUUUCUUAAUUAAAAAUACUUUCACGGAAUCUGCUGGAGCAAGAGUCGGCUUUCCCAAAGUAGCGAUUAUUAUUACAGAUGGCAAAUCCCAGGACGAAGUGGAAAUUCCAGCAAGAGAGCUUCGAAACAUUGGGGUUGAAGUUUUCUCUUUGGGCAUUAAAGCUGCAGAUGCAAAAGAACUCAAACAAAUCGCCUCCACACCAUCACUCAAUCAUGUUUUUAAUGUGGCCAACUUUGAUGCAAUUGUGGAUAUUCAGAAUGAGAUCAUCUCCCAGGUGUGCUCAGGUGUGGAUGAACAGCUUGGUGAAUUGGUCAGUGGAGAAGAAGUUAUUGAACCGCCUUCAAAUCUGAUUGCCACGGAAGUCUCGUCAAAGUACAUUAAGCUAAGUUGGACUCCAUCUCCAAGCCCGGUCACCGGAUAUAAAGUCCUCCUAACCCCCAUGACCACAGGAAGCAGGCAGCACGCUCUGAGUGUGGGGCCUCAAACGACCAUGCUUAGUGUCCGUGACCUCUCGGCGGACACAGAAUACCAGAUCAGUGUUUCUGCCAUGAAGGGAUUGACAGCCAGUGAACCCAUUUCUAUCAUGGAGAAGACUCAGCCUAUGAAGGUUCAAGUGGAAUGCUCACGUGGUGUGGAUAUAAAAGCUGAUAUUGUGUUUUUGGUUGAUGGCUCCUAUAGCAUCGGGAUCGCAAACUUUGUUAAAGUUAGAGCCUUUUUGGAAGUUCUUGUAAAAAGUUUUGAGAUUUCACCAAAUAGGGUACAGAUAAGUCUUGUCCAGUAUAGCCGGGAUCCUCAUACUGAGUUCACUUUGAAAAAAUUCACCAAAGUUGAAGAUAUCAUUGAAGCAAUAAACACCUUCCCCUACAGAGGAGGGUCUACCAACACCGGGAAAGCAAUGACUUACGUCAGAGAGAAAAUAUUUGUGCCAAGCAAGGGUUCAAGAAGCAAUGUACCAAAGGUCAUGAUUCUUAUCACGGAUGGAAAAUCUUCAGAUGCUUUCAGAGACCCUGCUAUAAAACUAAGGAAUUCAGAUGUUGAAAUCUUUGCAGUUGGUGUGAAGGAUGCAGUUCGCUCAGAGUUAGAAGCUAUUGCCUCCCCUCCUGCUGAGACCCAUGUGUUCACAGUGGAAGAUUUUGAUGCUUUUCAGAGGAUAUCUUUUGAACUUACACAGUCUAUCUGCCUGAGAAUUGAGCAAGAAUUGGCAGCUAUAAAGAAGAAAGCUUAUGUGCCUCCAAAGGAUCUUAGUUUUUCUGAGGUGACCUCCUACAGUUUCAACACCAGUUGGUCUCCUGCUGGAGAAAAUGUUUUUUCAUACCACAUCACCUACAAGGAGGCUACAGAGGAUGGCGAAAUCACGGUGGUGGAGCCAGCCUCAAGCACCAGUGUUGUCCUCAGCAAUCUGAAGCCAGAGACCCUGUACUUGGUCAACGUGACCGCAGAGUAUGAAGAUGGCUUCAGCAUCCCCCUAGCUGGACAGGAGACCACGGCAGAAGUCAAAGGAGCACCUCGAAACCUAAAGGUGACGGAUGAAACUACGGAUAGUUUUAAAAUUACCUGGACUCAAGCCCCAGGGAGAGUCUUAAGGUAUCGGAUUAUCUAUAGGCCAGUUACUGGUGGAGAAAGCAAAGAGGUCACCACCCCAGCCAAUCAGAGGAGGCGGACACUGGAGAACCUGACUCCAGACACAAAAUACGAAGUAUCUGUAAUUCCUGAAUAUUUCUCGGGACCUGGCACUCCGCUGACUGGGAAUGCAGCCACUGAAGAAGUUAGAGGGAACCCAAGAGACUUACGAGUCACUGACCCUACAACAUCAACUAUGAAAUUAUCUUGGAGUGGGGCGCCAGGAAAAGUGAAACAGUACCUCGUCACAUAUACGCCGGUGGCAGGAGGUGACACUCAAGAGGUCACUGUUCGGGGAGAUACAACCAAUACGAUACUGAGAGGAUUAAAAGAAGGGACGAAUUAUGCCUUGUCUGUGACAGCCUUGUAUGCGUCCGGGGCUGGAGAAGCUCUUUUCGGAGAAGGAACGACACUUGAAGAGCGUGGUUCACCUCAGGGUUUGGUUACCAAAGACAUCACUGACACAUCCAUUGGUGCUUACUGGACAUCUGCUCCUGGAAUGGUUCGAGGUUAUAGGGUCUCGUGGAAAUCACUCUAUGAUGAUAUUGAGGCUGGAGAGAAGAGUCUUCCUGGAGAUGCCAUUUACACUGUGAUAGAAAACCUGCAGCCAGAGACCAAAUACAGAGUUUCAGUAUUUGCAACUUACAGCAGUGGAGAAGGAGAACCCGUGAGUGGAGAAGCCACAACUGAAUUAUCUGAAGAUGCAAAAACCUUGAAAGUGGACGAAGAAACAGAAAACACCAUGAGAGUUACCUGGAAACCGGCACCUGGGAAAGUCCUGAACUAUCGUGUUGUGUAUCGACCCCGUGGGGGUGGGAGGCAGAUGGUGGCCAAAGUGCCACCUGCAGUCACCUCAACAGUGUUGAAGCGACUUCAGCCCCAGACCACGUAUGACAUCACAGUCCUCCCAAUUUACAAGGCUGGAGAAGGAAAACAUAGGCAAGGAUCAGGAACGACAGCUUCUCGAUUUAAGUCACCCAGAAACCUCAGAACAUCUGACCCAACCAUGUCAAGCUUCCGGGUGACCUGGGAGCCUGCACCUGGGGAGGUGAAGGGUUACAAGGUCACAUUUCACCCCACGGGGGAUAAUGGAAGACUGGGGGAGCUGGUGGUUGGACCCUAUGACAACACGGUCGUUUUGGAGGAACUUAGGGCAGGUACCACCUAUAAAGUAAAUGUUUUUGGAAUGUUCGAUGGAGGAGAAAGUUCACCACUUGUUGGACAAGAAAUGACAACCCUUUCUGACACAACUGUAAUGCCAAUUUUAUCUUCUGGGAUGGAAUGUCUUACCCGGGCUGAAGCAGACAUUGUGUUGCUGGUGGAUGGAUCAUGGAGCAUUGGCCGGGCGAACUUUAGAACUGUGAGGAGCUUCAUUUCUCGUAUCGUGGAAGUCUUUGAGAUUGGUCCCAAGAGAGUGCAGAUUGCUCUUGCUCAGUAUAGCGGCGACCCCAGAACAGAGUGGCAGUUAAAUGCUCACAGAGACAAGAAGAGCUUGUUGCAGGCUGUGGCCAACUUACCCUACAAAGGAGGCAAUACCCUCACGGGCAUGGCUUUGAAUUUCAUUCGCCAACAGAGCUUUAAGACCCAAGCUGGCAUGAGGCCCCGAGCUCGAAAAAUUGGUGUUCUUAUCACUGAUGGAAAAUCUCAAGAUGACGUUGAGGCACCUUCUAAGAAACUGAAGGAUGAAGGCGUGGAGCUCUUUGCUAUUGGUAUUAAAAAUGCUGAUGAAGUUGAGUUAAAGAUGAUUGCAACAGAUCCCGAUGAUACCCAUGCCUACAACGUGGCAGAUUUUGAGUCACUUUCCAGGAUCGUGGAUGACCUCACCAUCAACUUGUGUAACAGUGUCAAAGGCCCAGGUGACUUGGAAGCACCUUCUAACCUAGUGAUUUCUGAGAGGACUCACCGUUCUUUGAGAGUGAGCUGGACGCCCCCUUCUGACAGCGUGGAUAGGUACAAAGUGGAAUAUUACCCAGUGUCCGGAGGGAAACGUCAAGAAUUUUACGUAAGCCGAUUGGAGAGUAGCACGGUACUGAAAGAUCUGAAGCCUGAAACUGAGUAUGUUGUCAAUGUGUAUUCUGUGGUAGAAGAUGAAUACAGUGAGCCUCUGAAGGGCACAGAAAAAACCUUGCCGGUCCCUGUAGUCAGCCUGAACAUUUAUGACGUUGGCUCAACUGCCAUGCGAGUGCAGUGGCAGCCAGUGGGCGGGGCUACUGGCUAUGCCUUGUCCUAUGAACCCAUCAACGCCACACAACCGGCCACACCCAAGGAGAUGCGUGUGGAACCAACAGUGAAUGAUGUGCAGCUGAGUGACCUCUUUCCCAACACAGAGUACAAGGUCACGGUCCAGGCCUCUCUGUAUGACCUCACCAGCGAACCAGUCACUGCGAGGGAGGUCACCUUGCCUUUGCCCAGUCCUCGAGAUCUGAAACUCAGAGACGUGACUCACAGCACCAUGAAUGUCUUAUGGGAACCUGCGCCGGGACAAGUGCGUAAAUACGUUGUCCGCUACAAAACACCAGAAGAGGAUUUCAAAGAGGUAGAGGUGGACAGGUCACAGACCAGUACGCCUCUCAAAGACCUCUUCUCGCAAACCCUGUACACUGUCAGCGUUUCUGCUGUGUAUGAUGAAGGGGAGUCUCCCCCUGUGACUGCUCAAGACACCACCCGCACUGUGCCAGCUCCAACAAACCUAUGGAUCUCUGAAGUAACGCCAGAGAGUUUCAGAGGCACUUGGGAUCAUGGAGCUUCCGAUGUAUCGCUCUACAGAAUCACCUGGGCACCUUCUGGAAGCACAGAUAAGAUGGAGACCAUCCUGAAUGGAGAUGAGAAUACUUUGGUGUUUGAAAACCUGAACCCGAACACUCUCUAUGAAGUGUCUGUGACUGCCAUCUACCCUGAUGAGUCAGAAAGUGAUGAUCUGAUUGGCAGCGAGCGCACACUGCGUUUGAUACCCUUAACAACACAAGCUCCCAAAAGCGGCCCACGAAACCUUCAGGUGUAUAAUGCAACAUCCAACAGCUUGACUGUUAAGUGGGAUCCUGCUAGUGGUCGCGUGCAGAAGUACCGAAUCACCUAUCAGCCUUCAACAGGGGAAGGCAAUGAACAGACGACCACAGUGGGAGGACGACAGAACAGUGUGCUCCUGCAGAAGCUGAAGCCCGACACACCUUACACAAUCACGGUGUCCUCACUGUACCCUGAUGGGGAAGGCGGCCGCAUGACUGGAAGAGGCAAGACCAAACCCUUGAAUACUGUGAGGAACCUCAGAGUGUAUGACCCUUCCACCAGCACUUUGAACGUUCGCUGGGACCAUGCAGAGGGCAAUCCUCGCCAGUACAAGCUCUUCUAUGCGAUGGCAGGCGGUCCAGAGGAAAUGGUACCAAUCCCUGGGAAUACCAAUUAUGCCAUUCUUAGGAACCUGCAGCCGGAUACCCCAUACACCAUUACAGUAGUUCCCGUUUAUUCGGAAGGUGAUGGAGGACGCACAUCAGAUACUGGCAGGACGUUGGUAAGAGGGGUGGCAACAAACAUCCAAGUGUACAAUCCAACGCCAAACAGCCUGGAUGUCCGCUGGGACCCAGCGCCAGGGCCCGUGCAGCAGUAUCGCCUUGUGUAUUCUCCCCAGGCCGGCACUCGACCCUCAGAGUCUAUUGUGGUGCCAGGAAACACCCGCAUGGUGACGUUGGAACGGCUGAUUCCGGACACCCCCUAUUCUGUGAACAUCGUGGCCCUCUACGCGGAUGGGGAGGGUGAUCCCAGCCCUGCCCAGGGACGAACAUUGCCACGAAGUGGACCAAGAAACCUGAGAGUCUUUGGGGAGACAACCAACAGUCUCUCGGUAGCCUGGGACCAUGCAGAUGGGCCAGUGCAGCAGUACAGGAUCAUCUAUUCCCCUACUGUCGGUGAUCCAAUUGAUGAAUAUACCACAGUCCCAGGCAGAAGAAAUAAUGUAAUACUACAGCCCCUGCAGUCUGAUACCCCGUAUAAAAUUACUGUUAUUGCUGUUUAUGAAGAUGGAGAUGGAGGCCAUUUGACAGGAAAUGGAAGAACUGUGGGAUUACUUCCUCCUCAGAACAUACACAUCUCUGACGAGUGGUAUACGAGAUUCAGGGUGUCCUGGGAUCCUUCACCCUCUCCAGUCCUUGGAUAUAAAAUUGUGUACAAGCCAGUGGGUUCCAACGAGCCCAUGGAAGUCUUUGUUGGAGAAGUGACAUCAUACACGUUGCACAAUCUCAACCCCAGCACCACCUAUGAUGUCAAUGUGUAUGCUCAGUAUGAUUCUGGACUCAGCGCCCCUCUGGCGGACCAGGGCACUACAUUGUAUUUGAAUGUGACAGAUCUGAAAACUUACCAGGUUGGGUGGGACACUUUCUGUGUCAGGUGGUCAGCUCAUCGGGCAGCCACUUCCUACAGGCUGAAACUAAGCCCUUCAGAUGGAACGAGAGGGCAAGAAAUUACAGUGCGAGGAUCAGAAACCAGCCACUGCUUCACUGGCCUGUCACCAGACAAUGAUUAUGGUGUCACUGUCUUUGUGCAGACACCAAAUCUUGAAGGACCCGGAGUCUCUGUCAAAGAGCACACUACUGUAAAACCAACAGAAGCCCCUACAGAGCCACCCACACCUCCUCCACCUCCAACGAUUCCACCUGCCCGUGAAGUAUGCAAGGGGGCCAAGGCAGAUAUUGUGUUCUUGACUGAUGCCUCCUGGAGUAUCGGGGAUGAUAAUUUUAACAAAGUGGUAAAAUUCAUCUUCAAUACUGUGGGGGCCUUUGAUGAAAUCAGUCCUGCUGGAAUUCAGGUCUCAUUUGUGCAGUACAGUGACGAGGUCAAGUCUGAGUUUAAGCUGAACACCUACAAUGACAAGGCUCUGGCCCUUGGGGCCCUCCAGAAUAUUCAGUACCGAGGAGGAAACACAAGAACAGGCAAGGCUCUCACGUUUAUUAAGGAGAAGGUCUUGACCUGGGAGAGUGGGAUGAGGAAGAAUGUCCCCAAGGUGCUGGUGGUGGUUACGGAUGGUCGGUCCCAGGAUGAGGUCAAGAAGGCGGCUUUGGUCAUCCAGCAGUCAGGGUUCAGUGUCUUUGUAGUUGGUGUGGCCGACGUCGACUACAAUGAACUUGCCAACAUCGCCAGCAAACCAAGUGAGCGGCAUGUGUUCAUCGUGGAUGACUUCGAAUCUUUUGAGAAGAUAGAGGACAACCUCAUCACGUUUGUCUGUGAAACUGCCACUUCAAGUUGUCCUCUUAUUUAUCUGGAUGGCUACACCUCACCGGGUUUUAAGAUGCUUGAAGCGUACAACCUGACAGAAAAGAAUUUUGCCUCCGUACAAGGUGUCUCUUUGGAGUCAGGGUCUUUCCCCAGCUACUCAGCUUACAGGCUUCAGAAGAACGCCUUUGUGAAUCAGCCUACAGCAGAACUACAUCCAAAUGGACUUCCUCCUUCAUAUACGAUUAUAUUAUUAUUCAGACUUCUCCCAGAAACUCCCAGUGACCCUUUUGCAAUCUGGCAAAUCACAGACAGAGAUUACAAACCACAAGUUGGAGUGAUUGCAGAUCCUUCUAGCAAGACGUUAUCAUUCUUUAACAAGGAUACAAGGGGUGAGGUGCAAACUGUUACAUUUGACACAGAUGAAGUGAAGACAUUAUUUUAUGGAAGUUUUCAUAAGGUUCAUAUCGUAGUGACCUCAAAAAGUGUUAAGAUUUAUAUCGACUGCUAUGAAAUUAUAGAAAAGAACAUCCAGGAAGCUGGAAAUAUCACAACUGAUGGUUAUGAAAUUCUUGGAAAACUACUUAAAGGGGAGAGGAAAUCAGCCACAUUCCAAAUCCAGAACUUUGAUAUCGUCUGUAGUCCAGUGUGGACCAGUAGAGACAGAUGCUGUGAUAUUCCCUCCAGGAGAGAUGAAGCAAAAUGUCCUGCUCUUCCAAACGCUUGCACGUGUACCCAGGACAGCGUUGGACCUCCUGGACCACCAGGCCCCGCGGGAGGACCUGGUGCUAAAGGUCCCAGAGGUGAAAGAGGUAUCAGUGGGGCAGUUGGUCCUCCUGGUCCUCGUGGGGAUAUGGGUCCUCCUGGUCCCCAGGGUCCUCCAGGACCCCAGGGUCCCAACGGCCUCUCUAUUCCUGGAGAACAAGGUCGCCAGGGCAUGAAGGGUGAUGCUGGAGAGCCAGGACUUCCAGGCCGGACAGGAACCCCAGGACUACCUGGCCCACCAGGGCCAAUGGGGCCUCCAGGAGAUAGGGGCUUUACAGGAAAAGAUGGAGCAAUGGGACCCAGGGGUCCCCCUGGGCCACCGGGAAGCCCAGGCUCUCCAGGGGUCACAGGACCAAGUGGAAAACCAGGAAAACCUGGAGACCAUGGCAGACCAGGCUCAUCUGGAUUGAAAGGAGAGAAAGGUGACAGGGGAGACAUCGCUUCCCACAACAUGAUGCGAGCAGUUGCAAGACAAGUCUGUGAACAAUUGAUAAGUGGUCAGAUGAGCAGAUUCAAUCAGAUGCUGAAUCAGAUUCCAAACGAUUACCACUCCAAUCGCAACCAGCCAGGUCCACCAGGUCCCCCAGGGCCCCCUGGCAGUGUGGGAGCCAGAGGAGAACCAGGCCCUGGGGGACGGCCAGGCUUCCCCGGCACCCCAGGGAUGCAGGGACCCCCAGGUGAACGAGGUUUGCCAGGAGAGAAAGGCGAAAGAGGUAUUGGAUCUCCAGGACCUCGAGGGCUGCCGGGCCCCCCAGGUCCACAAGGAGAAUCCAGAACGGGUCCACCGGGGUCCACAGGUUCAAGAGGUCCUCCUGGUCCCCCUGGUCGUCCUGGAAACUCAGGUAUCCGAGGCCCCCCAGGUCCUCCUGGAUACUGCGACUCGUCUCAGUGUGCCAGCGUCCCAUACAACGGACAGGGCUAUCCAGGUUCCGGCUAACAAAUUUUCUAAGUCGCCAGUGCUGCUUACAGUUUGAAUACCUGAAAAUCCUGUUUCUGAGAUGUUUGCGCACGCGCUUAUUAGGAAAUGAGUCUGUAUGGAAAUCUCACCACAGAUAUGGUUAAUGAACCGGGUCGACAUCAAAAAGGAGGGUGGAGACUCUUUAUACUAACUUGAAUGAGACAAAAGCAGUGGUGUUAGUUUAUAAGCCUGAUGCAUUUUCAUAAUAAUGUAUAAAAAUGCUAUUUAAAAAAAAAAAGUUCAAACACAGCUCAUGAGGCGCCUCGGUCAUGAAGGAGGCGCAUAAACUACUAACCGAGGAGAUGAUGCCAUUUUGAUAAAAACGAUUAACCUGGUUAAAGAGAAAUAUCUUAUGUAAAUAAUAAACUAAUUAUGGCUUGUAAAUGAUUUGUAUGGACCCCGUCCACUAAAAGCACUUACCAAUUCUACCAUCAGCUUCUGCAUCAAAGCCUGCUGCUUGCUCUCUGCUGGAAUAACACCAAAUAGAAUCUCCUUCUCUCUUGCUUCAUUUGUCCACGUCAGGCCACGUGUUAUUAUUAUUAUUACCUUUUGUACAUGUACUCUCAUUUGGGUUUUGUGAUGGCAAUUUUCAAACCAAAGUUUUAUAGUCACUUUUUUCCUUCCUGUGUUGCUCUGGUCCCUGGUGGUUGUACCCACCAGCUGUGUAACUCAGUCUGUGGGACAGCCAGCCACAGACAGUGUCAUGUACUGUAUAUGACCUGGUGGUAGUUGAUUUUCACCUCCAGAGUUCAGUUUCCAGGAGCCAAUAUAACUUCCCCUCACCCCCUCCUCUUUCCACAUUGCUUUUGGAACUGAGGAAUUUGCAGUGACCAAGAGUUACUCGGGAUUUCUGAAAACCCCUCCUAGGUUGGUUGACAGUUCUCUUUGGCCCAGUCUCUGACCUUUCCCAGGUUAUUUGUGCAAUGAUUAUAUUUACUGCUGGAUCUUUGAAGGUUAAAAAAAUGAGGGCCAUUUAGUUAUUGGAUCACCAAAUUCUCUCCGCAAAUGGAAGUAAUCAGAGCUUUCUAAUUUAUGGGUUUAUAGUUAUGACAGUAAGAUGGAGCACCAUCACCUUGGGUGGCGAUUUAGUUUUGCUGUGUGUGUUCCUUCCCAAUCAUGCUGUAACUGUAAUGUUGAAUCGGACAGAGCCCUACGUGCCCGAGGGCGGGGCCUACCUGCCUGAGCGCGAGCCCUUCAUCGUGCCGGUGGAGCCUGAGCGGACUGCGGAAGAGUACGAGGACUACGGCGCAGAUGAGCCGGCCCACGAGCGCCCUCCACACGUGCGCUGGAGGCGUGCCCUGCCCCGCGGCCCCUGGCAGUGAACCUGACCCCGCGCAGGACAACACGGAGGGGCGGGGGGAGGUGUCGGAUUCUCCUUUGCAGGUCCUGUUUCUUCACUUUCUGACUGUAGAGAACCUUGUUUUUGCAGGAAGCCUAGCUCGCUGCAUGCAGUCGGUAGAAAUCUUUGCCUUUUCCCUUGAAAUGCUUGCAAAAUCCUUUGUUUACAAAAGCUGCAGGGAGAGAACGUGCCUUGUGCGUUUAGUUAGCACAGCGGGCAGCCUCAGUGAAACUCUUAGGUUAAGCAGUAAGUCCUGGAGCCCAGAACUACUGUGUAUGUUGAGAGGGCAGUUUUUGUCUUUUUUCCAAUACUUAUUUGCAAUUCAGUUACAUCAGGAUUCAAGCAAUCCCUCUCCUAAAACCAAAGAGGAGGGGAAAGUCAACUCCUUUACAAUUAUUUAUCUUCCUCUUUUAUCUUCUGUAAUACAUUAGGGCAUAGAGUGCUCUUAUACAUCUCCUGUAACAGCCACAAACUUUAAGCCAUGUAGCUGAAAGUAUUGUAUCAACUGGAUACAGUUCCAUAUUGCCUUAAACCUCCUUGUUUUAGACACACUAACAUUUAUACCAAAUCGCAGAUUAUUCUGCAGAGAUGGAAUUGCAUGUUUGUGUUGUAUAUUUAGUAUGAACUUUUUUUUUAGAACAUAAUGUUUCUUAGUUAUCAAAAGCAGUUGGAAAAUGUUUGCAAGACUAUGAACAUAGAAUUGCUGCUUUUAUAUUUUAACUGCAGAUUGUGAAUUUCACUGCCUUAUAUUAUUUAUUUCUGAAACAAAAGAGGCAUUUUUCAAUAAAACUACUGAAAAUUGGA
Messenger RNA from Phacochoerus africanus (Common warthog), 11759 nucleotides. It is a transcript of the gene COL12A1, whose product is annotated as collagen type XII alpha 1 chain. The record is from RefSeq and is a predicted model, not a curated record. The transcript is spliced from 66 exons. Bases 398 to 9595 code for a protein of 3065 amino acids. Gene Ontology annotation, biological process: endodermal cell differentiation. Lineage: Eukaryota; Metazoa; Chordata; Mammalia; Artiodactyla; Suidae. Gene Ontology annotation, molecular function: protein binding.